Molecule: messenger RNA, 1009 nt
Organism: Pelagomonas calceolata
Lineage: Eukaryota; Pelagophyceae; Pelagomonadales; Pelagomonadaceae
Source: the annotation of a GenBank genome assembly
GCCAGACCGAGGCGGCGCCCCGGCACCGUUUUUUUUGGCUCAGAGUGCCACGGCUUCGCGCAAGAAGCUUGGGCCCGCGCCGAACGGGGCAGCCCUCGUCCCCAGGAGGCCCAGCACGAUGACCUUCCCCGCUUUGCUAGCCCACAGCAGCCCGCCCCUGCGGCUCUGGCGCUUCGCAGGGGUUGUUUUUUUGGUGGCGCAGGCCAUCUCCGACUCCUUGUCGCUGCGGGACACGUGGAAGGCGAAGCAUAUUGUGGAACAGUGCCUCACGGACGGCGCGCCGCGCACCAUCGAGGGCGUGGAAUGCAAUAGAUGCAUCACGAAGGCGUGGCAGAAGCCGGCCGUGGGCCACCCUGAGCGGCUCUACGAUGAAAAACUGCACGCCUACGUGCACCAGGUCGACUAUAUCGUGUGGUGGUACCUCUUGCUGGACAUCUUCGUCCAUUUGAUUUCGGGACGAAAAGUGUCGAAGGACGGCUACAAGGACCUCAAACCCCUAUACCACUCCUACCUGAAGAGCUGGUGGUUCUCGGUCGAUGUGGGGUGCUUGAUGCCGGGCUUGAUCUCGGCCUUACUGGCUUACAUUCUACGACGGACUGGGUUAAAUCAUCCGCUCCACUUCGCGGUGACGCACAUAAAGAUCAGGCUCCACCCGCCCAAGAAACUCAUCCGGCCGGGCAAGAUCAUCCGGCAGCUCCUGUUCUCGCUGCUGCGCUUCGCGAUGCACCACCGGCGACUCGUGAGGAGUCUGAUCGCGGAGAUCGAGAUCGUCGCGCGCGUCGCGGAGACGGGUCGCUUGAUCGCGCGGGAGACGCACGUCUUGGCGGAGCUCGAGGAGCAGUUCGAGGACGCGUACUACGCGCGCGGGUCUUUAAGGGCCGAUAGCCCGAAGAACGCGCCGAGGCGGUCGUCGCCGCGCUUGGCGGAGCGGAAGAAGCUGCGGUGACGUGCUGUCGUUCGAUCGGUUCCGGUGCGUCUAUCACGCGGCGGAGAGUAAGUUGUCUUCCUC